AUGGAUACGCACAAAUCGACUGUAGCGACUCUCGCCUCGAAAGUCGCCCAGUUUAGUGCGUCAAAGACGCCCUUCCGCAUAUAUCACGGUUCCACACUAUCAACACGAAAAUCGUCCCGUGAACGCAAUCAGAUCAUCGAUGUGAGCUCGCUCAACCAUGUCCUACAAAUUGAUGAGCGCGAAAAGACGGUACUGGUGGAGCCGAAUGUUCCGAUGGACAAGCUUGUGGAGGCUACGAUGGUCAAGGAAUUGCUACCCAAGGUUGUUAUGGAGCUCCCCAACAUUACAGUUGGUGGCGGCGAUGAUAGAUUCGCUGGCACGAGCGGCGAGAGCAGUUCCUACAAAUAUGGACUCUUUGAUCGCACCAUAACAGCUAUCGAGCUCAUCCUGGGCAACGGUGAGGUUGUGUGGGCAUCAGCCGUACACCACAGCGACUUGUUCUUCACAGCAGCCGGAAGCUGUGGAAGUUUGGGCGUUAUCACGUUACUCAAGAUUGAACUCAUUGACGCCAAAGACUACGUAGAGUUGGAGUACGUACCAGUCAAGAGUACGAACGAAGCUGUCGAGCAGUUUCGACGCUACCAAGAGGAUGGUUCAGUCGACUACAUGGAUGGCAUCAUGUACUCAAUGAAUAGUGGCGUGAUCAUGCUUGGUCGUUUGACCAACAAAUCGACACACAUAAUUCAGAGUUUCGACAAGGCAACAGAUCCAUGGUUCUACAUGCACGCAGAAGACACGCUGAAGCAAAUCGAGGACAACGGAGCGACAUAUAAGGAGGAGAUUCCUACACAGUCGUACCUUUUCAGAUAUGACCGAGGCGUAUUCUGGUCGGGACUGCGUGCGUUUAAAUACUUUGUCACGCCAUUCAACCGUGUCACUCGCUUCCUGCUGGAUCCUUUCAUGUAUUCCCGGACUAUGGUGCAUGCAUUGCAUCGCUCGGGUCUGGCAUCUCGGACGAUCAUCCAGGACUACGGUGUUCCAUACGAUGCAGCAGAAGAGUUUGUCAAAUGGACUGAUGAGAGAACUGGUAUCUGGCCAUUGUGGCUGUGUCCGGUAAAAUCAGCGCCUUUUGAUGAACGUAGUUUCUCCCAAGGAAACAAUAUCAAAGAUGAUAUCCUCCUUGACGUGGGGAUCUGGGACAUGGGACCAAGCGAUGCUCAGGCUUUCAUCAAGCUGAACCGCGACUUUGAAGCAAAAGUUACAGAGCUCGGUGGCAUGAAAUGCUUGUAUGCACAUGCGUAUUACACUGAGCAGGAAUUCUGGGACACCUACGAUGAAAAGAAGUACAUGGAGCUGCGGAGGAAGUAUCACGCUGAGAGCCUACCAAGCGUUUACGACAAAGUCAAGGUCGAUCUCCAGGGCGUAGCGGGAGGAAUAAGGGUAGACAAGCGGGAGUCGUGGCAGGAAUGGGCACACCGGCAGUUCUGGAGUACAUGGCCGAUUGGCGGGUUGUAUGGUGUUGCGAGUGCGACCAAAGGGUUGUUUUUCAAGAGCGACUUUUUGCUUAAAAAGUAA
Messenger RNA from Pyrenophora tritici-repentis Pt-1C-BFP, 1515 nucleotides. The record is from RefSeq and is a predicted model, not a curated record. NCBI's taxonomy places the organism in Eukaryota, Fungi, Ascomycota, Dothideomycetes, Pleosporales, Pleosporaceae.